AUGCGUUCCCUUGGACUGUUUCAGUUUCUGCUGGGUUGCGCAGUGCCGUUCCUCGGCACCAUCGACCGCGUAGGAGCCGUGGUAUCCAACCCCAAGCCAACUCCAUUUACCGACUUUACCGACUACAUUUUCUUUUAUCCUCCGGCGGACGCCGUCUCAUGGAAGACCCUCUAUGCGCGCUCCCUCCAACUCCCAGAUGAGUCCCUUCUCAUGACAUGGGAGAACUACCCGGCCGAGCCACCUCUGGUCAACCACCCCAUCUUCAAAUCCGUCGACGGUGGCUCCACCUGGACCAACUUCUCCGCUAUCCAGGACCAAGUGAACGGGUGGGGGAUGCGCUUCCAACCCUUCCUCUUCACCCUCCCCCAAGCCAUGGGCCGCUAUGCUGCCGGCACCAUCCUGGCCGCCGGUGUCUCUACCCCCAAAAGCCUCACCGGUGGCGUCUACAUCGAUCUCUACGCCAGCACCGACAACGCCGCCACUUGGAACUUCGUCAGCCACGUUGCCUACGGCGCCGGACCGGAAACCACUGCGACCGGAGACGCAGCGCUCUGGGAGCCCUUCCUGAUGGUCUACAACAACCAGCUGGUCUGCUUCUUCUCGGACCAGCGCGAUCCCGCCCACAGCCAGAAACUGUCGCACGUUACCACCACCGAUCUCGUCAAUUGGUCCGCGGCUGUGGACGAUGUCGCGUAUGCGAAUGUGGGAGAUCGCCCCGGUAUGACGACCGUUGCGCACAUCGAGUCUACGAACAGGUACAUCAUGACGUACGAGUACUGCGGGUCCGGCGGCUGCGCGGUUUACUACCGGACUGCGUCGUCACCGCUGGAAUUCAACUCCGCGACGGGCAUUGCACUGAGAUCGAACGGUACCUCCAAACGGGUACCUGUGAGCUCGCCGAAUGUGAUCUGGACAAAGCAUCCGAAUCGCACGGAUGGGUCGGGUUUGAUCCUGGCCGGUGCAGCGAACGAGGGGGCUGUGUAUGUGAAUGAGGAUGCGGCGGAUCCGGCGGGGUGGAAGCUGGUUGAUGUUGGGCAGUGGGCGGCGUACUCGCGGAGUAUGAGAAUUGUGACCAUCAAAGGUAACAAAAAGUUGCUGUUUGGCAACGGAGGGAACAUGGGGAAUCCGGCUUAUAACUCUGUCGCCUGCGGUGUUACGGAGAUUCCGACCUAG
Molecule: messenger RNA, 1173 nt
Organism: Penicillium canariense
Lineage: Eukaryota; Fungi; Ascomycota; Eurotiomycetes; Eurotiales; Aspergillaceae
Exons: 1
Coding region: 1-1173 (390 amino acids)
Source: RefSeq, a predicted model, not a curated record